Messenger RNA from Zea mays, 1694 nucleotides. RefSeq lists its product as uncharacterized. The record is from RefSeq and is marked validated. Gene Ontology annotation, molecular function: quercetin 7-O-glucosyltransferase activity; quercetin 3-O-glucosyltransferase activity. The coding region runs from base 151 to 1599 and encodes 482 amino acids. The transcript has 2 exons. Lineage: Eukaryota; Viridiplantae; Streptophyta; Magnoliopsida; Poales; Poaceae.
CUGACGCAGACAACCAAACAUUAGCUAUAUCUGUACUGAAUACACUAAUGCAAACAAACAAACAAAAGCCUAUGCACGAAUCUAGCCUGUGCACAAAGAGUCUGGUUCCUUACAUACGAACCAGGCUACCACCGUACAACAACCAAUCACAUGGAUUGUGUGUGCAUCGAGGCACACACAUUCCUACAAAUUCCAUCUCUAUCUGUUGACCUUGCAUUGCAACAACCUCGCUCUAUCGGCAAGUCCCGAUGGGCGAUGGCCGGACAAGAGCAUCGCUGCCGGAGGAUCGUGCUGUUCCCGUUGCCGUUCCAGGGCCACAUCAGUCCUAUGCUCCAGCUCGCCGAGCUGCUCCAUGCGCGGGGCCUCGCCGUGACGGUCCUCCACACCGGCUUCAACGCCCCCGACGCCACGCGCCACCCGGAGCUCACCUUCGUCCCCAUCCACGAGUCGUCGUUCCCCGACGAGGUCACGUCCCUCGGCACCGACAUCGUCACGCAGCUCCUGGCCCUGAACGCCGCCUGCGAGGCGCCCUUCCGGGAGGCCCUCGCGUCGCUGCUCCGUGGUGGCCAGGACGUCGCGUGCGCGGUGGUCGACGGGCAGUGCUACUCGGCGCUGCGCGCGGCACACCGGCUGGGCGUCCCGGCGCUCGUGCUGCGGACAGACAGCGCCGCCACGUUCAGCAGCAUGCUCGCCUACCCACGGCUGCGCGACGCCGGUUUCGUUCCCGUCAAAGAGGAGAGGCUGGACGAGCCGGUGCCGGAUCUCGAGCGGCUCCGAGCGCGGGACCUGAUCCGCGUCGACGGCAGCGACACGGACGCGCUGUGCGGCUUCAUCGCCCGCGUCGCCGACGCCGUCCGGGCCUCGGCGUCCGGCGUCGUCAUCAACACGUUCGAGAGGAUGGAGGCGUCGGAGCUGGCCAAGAUCCAGCGCGAGCUGUCCCGUCCGGCGUUCGCGGUGGGGCCACUGCACUUGCUGUCCCAGGCACCGGCGGAGCAGAGCCUGCACGCGCCCGACCGCGGCUGCCUGGCUUGGCUGGACGACCACCCGCCGCGCUCCGUGCUGUACGUGAGCUUGGGAAGCGUGGCCUGCGUCGACCGCGGCGCAUUCGUGGAGAUGGCGUGGGGGCUGGCCCGCAGCGGGGUGUCGUUCCUCUGGGUUGUCCGGCCGGGCUUGGUCGGCGGCGUGCCGGAGGUUCCGCCGCUGCCAGAUGGGUUCAGCGAGGAGGUACGGAACAGAGGGAAGAUCGUCUCGUGGGCGCCACAGAGAGAGGUCUUGGCGCACGCCGCCACUGCUGCGUUCUGGACGCACUGCGGAUGGAACUCCACGUUGGAGAGCGUUUGCGAAGGCGUGCCCAUGCUUGUGCAGCCGUGCUUCGCGGACCAGAUGGUGAAUGCGAGAUAUGUCACGCAUGAGUGGGGUGUUGGGCUUGAGGUUGGGGAAGAGAUUGAGAGGGGCAGGGUCGCCAUGGCGGUGACCAAACUGAUGACCGGGGAAGACGCAGCUCAGAUGAGGGGGAGGGCUUACCAUCUCAAGAUACUUGCAUCUGCUGCUACUAGUUUGCCCAUAGAUAGCCUAAUCCAUUACAUAUCGUCCCUGUGAACUCCGAAAAUUUGUCAUGCCAAAUUGUCAAAUGCUAAUAUGUUGCAAACUUGCAAUCUGUCAGGAAUUUUAAGGCCUGUUUGGUUUGAGAGACU